GUAUUGGUCACACAGUCGUAGCGAGCAGAAUAGUGAUACCAAUGAAGGUCAACGCAAGGAUAAAGGCCUAUCUCCUGGUCCUCUUGGCGCUAUUCCUAGCGGCUAACCUCAUGAAUAAACCGGAAAUGAAGGACAACUCUGCCAUACCUCGCUCCAAAAUCUCUACGCAUGUAGCCCCGCCAGAUUCGGGUGACCCUAUCUCCUCGUCGUAUGGUUUGUCGGACAACAGCGGCUACUACAAGAGCCAUUACUUCGUGUGGCCGGCAGAAAAGUGGGAGGAGGCCACGUCGAAGUCCAAGGUGUGCCUCCUUGCCCAGGGCGGGGUCGACAGGAUUUUCUGGGUGGUGCGCCAGGCCGAGGCGUUUGCAGGUCCUGUGUCUAUGGGCAUCUUUGUCGCGGGCUCCGAGUACGCCGUGGCAGUCGAAAUGGUGACGUAUAUGAGGAAGUGCUUCCCACCUGUGCGAGACUGGGUAUCCUUCCACAUCAUGUACCCCGCUGGCAAGCCGCCUAAGCUUUCUCCCUCGCCGAAGACGUUUGCCCUCAACUGCUCUGAUCCGGAAGGGGUGAACCGGUUGCUUAUGAGUCUCCGCGACAAUACAGAACCCAUGGAAACCCACUACCCUCAAAACCACAUGAGAAACGUGGCCAGAAAAGCCUGCCCCUGCGACUACAUCCACAUCGUCGACAUCGACAUGCUAGCCACCCCUCGCAUGGCCGAGAACCUAAACGGCUUCCUCACGACGAUGGAGACGACGAAACCAUGUGAGAAGUGCAUCUACGUCGUGCCUGCUUACGAGGUUCAUGACUCCGUUAAGAAGUACCCCGAUAACAAGAAAGAACUGCUCGAGCUGGUGCACAAAGGGCUCGCGCAGGUGUUCCAUGUCAAGGUAUACGACCGGAACCAGGGCAACGGCCGUUUCCCGCAGCACUGGGAGGUGGAACCGACCGACGAAGAUGCAUCGGAAUACCGUGUUCUCUACGACAUUCCCAACUACCAGGAGUUUUGGGAGCCGCUGAUGGUCCUGCCCUACACGGCACCCUGGCACGAUGAGCGCUUCGUCGGGUUCGGCUUCAAUCGCAACAGCCACAUGUUUGAACUUAACUGCCUCGGCUACAAGUUCAACGUGUUGGACAGAGCUUUCCUCGUCCACCGUGGAUUUCAAACCAAACAUAAUUAUCCAGCUCGGCGAUAUACUCAGCUUGCGGAAAAUCGCGGACGAUACGCUUCCUUCAAAAACGAAAUCAGAGCGAAAUACGGAUGUUAGUAAAGGAAGCUUCAAUUUAAUUCAGAAAAUCUACAACAGCGAAGAUCUUUUGAUACAUAUCUAUAAUUCUGAUGUAAGAAUGAUAUCCAUAAGACAUUCGGGCAUUUCUAUCUCUUUCUUUUUUUCUCUCUCUCUCUCUCUCUUUGGGGGGAGGAGCAGGGCGUGGCUAUAGCCAAAUCGAAAUCGAAACCGAUAUCCAAGCUAGGCAUUACGUGAAAAUGCACGCCGCUCAUAUUAGUGAUUUAUAUCUUGUGCUUACUCCGAAAACAAUCUGUUUACAGCUUUCCCGGAAUCAAUUUUUCUUUGCGUAUAAGAAACAUGUGUAGUUUGCCAAUUCAAAAUAAGUUGAGUUCAUUGCAAAUGUAGAAAGGGUAUGAAUGAAAUGUAUUUGACCGGUUUCGAUUAUAUCUUGUAUUUCUGACGAAGAUGCAAUUGAAUUCGAUGAAAUAUAUCUGUUGCACUGUAAA
Messenger RNA from Penaeus indicus, 1732 nucleotides. Its product is annotated as beta-1,4-glucuronyltransferase 1-like. Gene Ontology annotation, cellular component: Golgi apparatus. Bases 42 to 1265 code for a protein of 407 amino acids. Gene Ontology annotation, biological process: protein O-linked glycosylation via mannose. The record is from RefSeq and is a predicted model, not a curated record. Lineage: Eukaryota; Metazoa; Arthropoda; Malacostraca; Decapoda; Penaeidae. The transcript is spliced from 6 exons. Gene Ontology annotation, molecular function: glucuronosyltransferase activity.